AGUUUCUCGAAGUCAGCAAAAUGGCACAGUCCACCAUCUCAGUGGACCAGGAUGAGUACAGCUGUCCGAUCUGCCUGGAUGUACUGAAGGAUCCAGUGACCAUUCUCUGUGGGCAUAGUUACUGCAUGAGCUGUAUUAAGAAUUGCUGGGACAAGAACGAUCCUGUCGGAGACUACAGCUGCCCCCAGUGCCAACGGACCUUCCGCCCCAGACCCCCGCUGUUCAAGAACGUCAUGCUGGCGGAUAUGAUCGACAAGAUGAAACGGACAGGACCCGGGAUCGUGGCGUGUGAUGUUUGCCCCGGGGCCGCUCAGAGAGCUGCCAAAUCCUGCCUGGCGUGUGUGGCGUCCUACUGCGAGACCCACCUCCGCCCACACCACGAAUCCCCCGCUCUGCAGAAGCACAAGCUGAUCGACGCCACAGGGAAGCUGCAGGAGAUGGUUUGCCCUCUGCACGGGAAGCUGCUGGAGGUGUACUGCCGCACUGACCGGCGCUGCGUCUGCCUGCUCUGUGUGAUGGACGAGCACAAGCAUCACGACACCGUCUCCGCCGUGACGGAGUGGACCGAGAAGCAGAAAGAGGUGGCUGCAGAGCAAAGGAUAUCUCAGCAGAAGAUCCAGCAAAGAGAGAAGGAACUGCAGAAUGUGAGACAAGCAGUGGAAUCACUUUCACGUACAGCACAGACAGCAGUGGGCGACAGCGAAAAGGCCUUUAGCGAUCUAGUCUGCCUUUUUAAGAGACGGUGCUCCAAGGUGAAAGAGCUUAUUAGAGAUCAGGAGAGGGCUGUCACCUGUUGGGCUGGAGGCCUCCUGGAGGGACUGGAGCAGGAGAUAACUGACCUGAGGAUGAGAGAUGCUGAGCUGGAGCGACUGUCACACACAGAGGAUCACAUCCACUUUCUCCAGUCUGUGAGCAGAGCCGUCUCCGAGCUGAAGAAGCGGGUGGAGAAAGUGUGCGAAGAGGAGUUCAUCAGGAUCUUAAAAGAAGUGGAGCUGAAGGAGCCUCUGACUGAAGCCCCUCCCCAAGGAGAGAAGCAGGUACUCAAAUCCAGGGAAACAGGAAGUUCUCAUGUAUCUCCUAUGAAUACAAUCAAUUUUCCCCAGAUCCCAGAGCACAGGACCAGAGCAGAGUUCUUACAGUACACCUGCUGGCUCACACUAGACCCCAACACAGUGCACCAGGAGCUGACUCUCUCUGGGGGUGAUAGGGAGGUGACUCGGACAGGGGUGAAGCAGAGCUACCCCCCCCACCCAGAGAGGUUCACCUUGAAACGCCAGGUGCUCUGCAGGGAGGCUCUGGCCGGAAGGCGCUUCUACUGGGAGGUUGAAGUGCAGGGGAAGCACGCCAAAAUAGGGCUCACCUACAAGAGCAUCAACAGGACAACCCAGGAUGGGUCAUCUUCGCUUGGCGGAAAUACCAAGUCGUGGAGCCUGGACUGCAAAAAUGGAGCCUACUUCAUUUUCCACAACAACAAAGGACUUCAACUGCGCGUCCCCUACUGCCCAAAAAUAGGGGUGUAUCUGGACCACCCUGCCGGAAUUCUGUCAUUUUACAGCAUCUCUGACAUCAUGACCCACAUCACAAGGAUCCAGACUGUGUUCACUGAGCCAGUAUAUGCUGGGUUUUUGAUCGGGGAACAAUGCACUGUUAAACUGGUUAAACUGGUUAAACUGACACCUAUGAGUGCUGUCACUCUGACCAAUUAA
Megalops cyprinoides (Indo-Pacific tarpon) is the source of this 1706-nucleotide messenger RNA. RefSeq names its product tripartite motif-containing protein 16-like. Gene Ontology annotation, molecular function: protein binding; zinc ion binding. NCBI's taxonomy places the organism in Eukaryota, Metazoa, Chordata, Actinopteri, Elopiformes, Megalopidae. The coding region runs from base 21 to 1706 and encodes 561 amino acids. The transcript is spliced from 8 exons. The record is from RefSeq and is a predicted model, not a curated record.